This is a messenger RNA of Ipomoea triloba (trilobed morning glory), 3987 nucleotides long. RefSeq lists its product as uncharacterized. The coding region runs from base 1 to 3987 and encodes 1328 amino acids. The record is from RefSeq and is a predicted model, not a curated record. The transcript has 4 exons. Gene Ontology annotation, biological process: telomere maintenance; DNA repair. Lineage: Eukaryota; Viridiplantae; Streptophyta; Magnoliopsida; Solanales; Convolvulaceae. Gene Ontology annotation, molecular function: DNA helicase activity.
AUGGGUGGUAAGAUUGAUAGAUCACUUAACAAUGGUGUUGCGCCACCUAUAUUUCGUAUAAAUGGCCAAAAUUUUCAUCGUAUUGGAAGUUUAUUACCAACAAAUGGGGUUCAACCAAAGUUUGCGCAACUCUAUAUUCAUGAUACUGAACAUGAAAUAGAAAAUCGUAUCAACUCCGUUAGGGGUGAAAACGAUAAAUUUAACCUACAUGUUGAUGUGGUUAAUGACAUUAAGGAUGUUUUAGAUCAUUAUAAUGUUUUGGUUAAGUCAUUCCGUAUGGCCAAGUCAUUUAUUGAUUCUAAUCCACAAGCUGAGAUUAAGAUGAGGCUAAUUGGAAGAAGGAAUACAGAUGCAAGAACAUAUUCAUUACCAACUGCAUCAGAGGUUGCGGCUCUCAUUGUCGGAGAUUUAGACCCUACCAUGGGUGAACGUGACAUUCUGGUAGAGACUAGGACUGGAGUUCUCAAAAGAAUAAGUGAAUUAAAUCCAGCAUAUUUACCAUUGCAAUAUCCAAUUUUAUUCCCAUAUGGCGAGGAUGGAUUUAGGGAGGAUAUUCUUUUUUCAUCAAAUGUUAGUACCCAACAUUUCUCAAGAAAAAGUGUUUCACAAAGGGAGUACUUCGCAUUCCGUAUCCAUGAAAGGUUGGAUGAAAUCUCAACUUUAUUUUAUGCUAGGAGGUUAUUCCAACAAUUCUUAGUUGAUGCGUACACGAUGGUGGAAUCUUCCAGACUUAUUUACAUAAGAUCAAAUCAAAAAGCUUUGAGAUGUGAGGCAUAUAAAGGUCUUUCAGAUGCCUUAACGCGAGGUGAAGUUGAACCUAGCUCCAAAGGGAAACGAAUAAUAUUACCCUCAAGUUUUACUGGUGGAGCAAGGUACAUGAUACAAAACUAUCAAGAUGCCAUGGCCAUUUGUCGGUUUGUAGGUUAUCCAAACCUAUUCAUUACAUUUACAUGUAAUCCUAAAUGGCCUGAGAUUCAACGCUUUAUGGAAAAAAGGAACUUGAAAGUGGAAGAUCGUCCAGACAUCGUAUGUCGUGUGUUCAAAAUGAAAUUGGAUGUUUUGAUCAAAGACCUUAAAAAGGGAAAAAUAUUUGGUCACGUCAAAGCAGUUGUAUACACAAUAGAGUUUCAAAAACGUGGAUUGCCACAUGCUCACAUAUUGCUAUUUCUAGAAAGAAGAGAGGAAUACUCCAACCCAUCUUUCAUGGACUCAAUCAUUUCAGCUGAAAUUCCAGACAAACAUAAAGACCUUGAAUAUUAUAAAGCAGUUGAGGAAUUUAUGGUUCAUGGACCAUGUGGCCAUGCCAAGAGGAAUUCACCAUGCAUGGUAAACAACAAGUGUUCAAAGCAUUUUCCAAAGAAAUUCAUUAAUGAAUCUCAAUUUGACCAAGACGGAUACCCGUUGUACCGAAGACGGGAUGACAGUAGAACCAUAAAGAAGAAUGGGAUAGACUUGGAUAACCAGUAUAUUGUGCCACAUAAUCGGUAUAUACUUUUGAAGUACAAAGCUCACUGUAAUGUUGAGUGGUGUAACCAGUCACGAUCAAUAAAAUACCUAUUCAAGUACGUCAACAAAGGUAAUGACCGUGUAACUGCUGAGUUUUAUAAGACUACCACCGAUGAUACCGGUAAUGAAAUUGUUGAUGAGAUUAACAUGUACUAUGAUUGCCGGUACAUUUCAGCCUGCGAGGCUACUUGGCGCUUAUUUAGUUUUGAAGUGCAAUACAGAACUCCACCUGUUGAGAGGUUAAGCUUUCACCUGCCUGAUUGUCAAUCAGUUGUUUUCCAAGAUGAUGAUACCAUUGACCGUGUUUUAAAUAGAGAGACUGUUGGUCAAAGUAUGUUUAAUGGUUGGUUUAUAGCAAACAAAAAAUUCAAUGAAGCGAAGAUGCUAACUUACAUUGAGAUGCCUACCAAAUUUGUUUGGAAAAAAGACAUUCGUGAACGGCAGCCAAGAAAGAAGGGUUUCUCGGUGGGUCGUAUCUUCUAUGUCCCACCAACAUCAGGUGAAAUAUAUUAUUUAAGGUGCUUAUUAAACAUAGUUCGUGGUCCUACAAGUUUUAAAGAUAUUAGGACACUGAACGGUGUUGAGUAUAUGACAUUUCGAGAUGCCUGUUAUGCUCAUGGUUUACUUGAUGAUGAUAAAGAAUACAUUGAUGCUAUAAAUGAAGCAAGUUAUUGGUCAACUGCUCAUUCAAUGAGGAAGCUCUUUGUGGUUCUAAUAACAUCGAGCUCUAUAAUUAGACCGGAAAAUGUUUGGAAUGAGGUUUGGAAACAUUUGUGUGAGGAUGCUCAACAUUAUCAAAGAAGAAUAUUACAACAACCAGACUUGGUCUUAACAGACGAAGAGAAGAAGAACUUUGGUUUGAUUGAGUUGGAAAAACUUUUGGAAGUACAAAAUAAGUCUUUAAAAGACUUUCCAACUAUGCCUAUUCCAAAUAUGGAUAACUCUACAAUGGUUCAUAACAGAUUGGUUUUUGAAGAGUUAUCUUAUGAUUGUGAUGCCUUAAAACAAGAAGCUGAAGAGUUGUCUUCUAAAUUGACUGAUGAACAAAGAGUUAUAUACGAUACUGUUAUGCAAGACAUUUCAUGUAAUCUAGGUGGUUUGUUUUUUGUUUAUGGGUAUGGUGGGACUGGAAAAACAUUUUUAUGGAGAGCGUUGUCAUCUACAUUACGAUCUAAAAGGCAAAUUGUUUUAAAUGUUGCGUCAAGUGGCAUAGCUUCUUUGUUGUUACCAGGUGGACGAACUGCGCACUCAAGAUUUGCAAUACCAAUUGCAAUAAACGAAGACUCAACAUGUAACAUUAAACAAGGUAGUCAUUUAGCUGAAUUGUUGAUAAAGACGAGUUUAAUCAUUUGGGAUGAAGCGCCCAUGAUGCACAAACAUUGCUUUGAAGCAUUAGACCGAACUAUGAGGGAUUUGUUGCGAUUUGUAGACCAAAAUAGUUCGACAAAGACAUUUGGUGGAAAAACAGUUGUAUUGGGUGGUGACUUCCGUCAGAUACUACCAGUAGUUCCUAAGGGUACAAGACAAGAUAUUGUAUCUGCAACAAUAAAUUCAUCGUAUUUGUGGAACAGUUGCAAAGUUUUGAAGCUUACAAGAAACCUACGCCUACGCACUGUUCGGCAUGGGGUUGAUCUACAAAGAUUAGAAGAUUUUGCAAAUUGGAUUGCUAAUAUCGGUGAUGGAAAGAUAGGUGGACCAAAUGAUGGAUAUGCAGAAGUAGAAAUCCCAACUAAUAUGCUUCUACCAUCUGAUGGAGACCAUAUUUCAACAAUUGUGAAAAGCACAUUUCCGAUGUUUGCCACUGGGAAUUCUAAUCCAAAUUUGCUGGAAGGACGUGCUAUACUAGCACCAACACUAGAUGUGGUUAACUCAGUAAAUGAAUAUAUGAAUGCGUUGCAUACUUCUGAAAGUAGAACAUAUUUUAGUUGUGACACAGUAUGCAAAGCCGAUGCAGAUAAUGGGAUACUUGCAGAUGUACACACCCCUGAAUUCUUAAACGGAAUUAGAGUUUCAGGUUUACCAAAUCAUUCAUUGACUUUGAAAAUUGGUUCACCGGUAAUGUUGAUGAGAAAUAUUGACCAUAGUAUUGGGUUGUGCAAUGGUACCAGACUGAUAAUCACCAAGUUAGCAGACCGUAUUAUUGAAGCAGAGAUAAUGACUGGUGCUAACAAAGGAAAUAAAGUUUUGAUUCCCCGAAUGUCCAUGUCCCCAUCCGAUCCAAGGUUGCCAUUCAAGUUUCAACGAAAACAAUUUCCGUUGAUGUUAUCAUAUGCAAUGACCAUUAAUAAAAGUCAGGGUCAAACAUUGUCACAUGUAGGAUUGUUACUAAAGAAAUCUGUGUUUGUACAUGGUCAGUUGUACGUCGCUGCAUCUCGGAUUAACAAUCCAAAUGGUCUAAAAAUAUUAAUUGCCAAUGACUCAAGUGGAACUUUUACAUCAACCACUAAUGUUGUAUAUCAUGAAAUUUUUAAUAAUUUGUAA